AGAAACGGAUUUAAUGGGACAUGGUUAGUGGGUGGAAGUCUCUAGGUUCCGAAGAUGCCGAGAGAGCUGUCUUUUCGGAGCGGAUUCAGUGCCGCAGCAAUUGUGGGUGAGGGAACAACAACGUCUACGGCCCGGCAAACGCAUCUGUACAGAUGGUCGUAUUUAUAAAUCCAAACCCUCCGUCGAUUUGAAAAGAGUUUUAAUUUGUUCAAAUCCAUACGAAACUCAUCUGCCACAAGCAAGAUACUUGCAUUUUCUACUACGAAAAACUCUUUCAUUGUAAUUGUUUGAGAUUGAGAGCCACACGCGCUGAAAAGUUGGCAAACAAAAAUAUCCGAGCAAAGGCUCCCUGGGAAAUGUGAAUCCAACUCCGGAUAACGUCCUCAAGUGCAAUAUGUCGAAUAUAUUGCCGCAGUGCAAUCGAUAAGCAGCGAAAUCCGUAGACGUAUUGCAUCCCAGAAAAGAAAUUCAAAAAGAAUGCAGUGGGACGCUGAUGCAGCUGGAUCGAUAUAGAACAGAUUUCAGGCGCGUUCAUAUGUGCAUAUCCUGCGGCGAGUGGCGCCAGUUGGUGUAUCCCAUAUCCUGUAUCUCGGCAUACCCAGAUACUCUGUUGCAGUGAUGAGAUCGAGGCUCUUUUGGAUACUGGCAAUUAUAUACUCCUCACUCCACCACAUCGGAUCGGGCUCCACGUCGACCACAUGUAAUAAACGACCGCGAGCUGGCGAUCCCUUCGACACUUUUCCGAAGAACUUCUGGCAGGAGUUCUCGUCGCCGUUCACCGACACGCCCGAGGAUGAGGAGCUGGAGGUCACGGAGACGACCACCCACGAGCCGUUCCCCUUCUUCGCCGAUCCGUUCACCACCCUGAACAUCAGCACCCAGCUGUCGUCCAGCGUCUAUCUGCACUGCCGGGUGAACGAUCUGCAGGGCAAGACGGUGUCCUGGAUGCGGCGACGUGGCGAGGACCUCACCCUGAUCACCUUUGGCCAGCACACGUACAGCGGCGACUCCAGAUACUCGCUGGAGUUCGAGGAGCCCAACGACUGGAAGCUGCUCAUCCAGUUCGCCAACGAGCGGGACGAGGGUCCCUACGAGUGCCAGGUGUCCUCGCAUCCGCCGCUCGUCCUGCUCGUCUACCUUACGAUAAUUGUUCCUCACGUGGAGAUCCUCGAUGAGCGGGGCUCGGCCACGCCGGAGAAGUACUACAAGGCUGGCAGCACCAUCGAGCUGCAGUGCGUCAUUUCCAAGAUUCCGCAUCCCUCCUCCUACAUCACCUGGCGGCACGGACCGCGUCUGCUCAACUACGACACCAGUCGCGGUGGAAUCAGUGUGAAGACGGACAUGCUGCCAGGACGUGCUCUAAGUCGGCUGUAUAUCGCCAAUGCCAAUCGCCAGGAUAGGAACUACACCUGUAUGCUGGGCAAUGAGAUUACGGAGACGGUGGUCGUCCAUGUGCUGAACGGUGAGGAGCCCGCCGCCAUGCAGCAUGCGAAUGGAUGCCGCCAAAAAGCCAACUCCUCCACAAUGGUUGUGUUAUUUCUAAUGUCCGUAUCCGGAAUCGGUCGGUUAUUGGAUUUGGGAUCGGGAAUGGGAUGGGGGUGGGGAUGGGGAUGGGGAUGGGGAUGGGUCUGGGGAAUGGGACGAUGACGACGACGACGCGACGGGAAUUAGGGAUCCUAGAUCCUAGAUCCAGAUCCCAGUUUUGUGGCGCGGGAAAUGCAUACACCAAAAGAAUCUUGUCCAGGAUUGCAUUUUCGACUUUUACUCUAAUCAUGGGUUGUUUAACAUACGAUACAUAGCAUAAACCGAAUACUAAGCUUAAGUCAAGUGUAUUUAAAACAAAAAUCCCAAAACCGAAAAUCGAAAGAUCAAAAACCAAAACAAAAACACAAACAGAAACUGAAACUGAAACAGAAACAGAAAACUUGUAUUAGUAAGGGCGUACGCGAAAUAUAGAUGAGAAAUUGAUUUUUAGCGCUAGAACAUAAUAUUAUUAUCAUAAUCGAAUCGAAUUGUACUACCAAACGGCCGUGUUUUGUUGGCUACAUAUUGAUCUUAUAUACAUCUAACGCAUCUAACGUAUCCAUAUUUAGCUCUUUGUUACCUCCACGUCAUUAUGGAACUACCUAGAUUCGUAAGGUCCAAGAACAAGUCCAAGUCCAAGUCCAAGUCCAAGCUUAAUUGUUUGUCGCUAAAAGAACCGAACUGCCUUUUAAAGGUCGUCAAAUCCCAAUCCCCCGUAACGCUCGUGUGUAUCUUUAUCUGUAUCUGUAUCUGUAUCCCACAUAACAUAUAGUAUACACCUCAGAUCCAAGGCCUUGUUAAAGAAAAAAAAUGGUUGUAGCUUCUUGAAAUCAAACAGCAUAUCAGUUGGGAUCAUUCUAAUCGUAAUAAUAAUCAAUACCGAUCGAAAUUGUAGCUUCAUCCUUGAUUCGUUUUUUGUCCUUGUCUAAGAUUUGAAAAUAUUUGAAUCCAUCGAUAGCUGGAGUGUUUUUGGGAAGCAAACAAAAAACUUGUUGUUAACUUAUGAAAUAAUUCCAAAGAAAAUUAUUACGAAUACGUGAGCUUGAUCAGAAGUUAGUUUUUCCUUGAGUUAAACCAUGAUUUACUGAAACCAAAAGUGUAGAAAAUAAAAAUAAAAGUAAAACUCUUAGGAAAUGUUUAACGUUAACAUAACUGUGCCAUUCAAAAUGGAUACAUAUCGUUUAAUUGUUGUUAAUUCGGUUGCGGAACCAAUGACCAUUUGAGGCAGAAGAAACUAAUUGUAUAUUUGUAUUUGUAUCUUUUUGGCAAGAAAAUCGAAAACACAACACAACUCGGACCAAUGGGUAAAUACUUGAUUGUUUAAUUGAAAACGGUCCCAAAAACCAAAUCAAAACACAACUACUUCAAUUAAAUGAAAUAAAUCACGAUCAAGAAUAAGAACAAGAACAAGAAGCAAAUGAAUAUAUUAAAUAUUAAUUUAUCGAUUUUGGGCGCGACAUGAGGAACCAUCAUUCGGUGUUCAUAUAGCCAGUGCCCACUGUAUCCCCUCCUACAUGCGAGUAUAUUAAUUUACGUCUUUAGCUUUAGCUUCAAACGAUCACCGCCUAUAAAAGCCCAAACAAAAUUUUUUCAAAAUCCUUACUGACGGCUUUUAAAAUUCAUAUUGCUUUCAAGAUCGGUUAAUAUACACUCUCUUUACAAAUUGUAUUAUGAAAUCAAAGCUCAGCUUGGAAUACACAACAAAAAAAAAUACAAAAAUCAUGAAAAAUAAGAAUAUUGAAAAAGCUCAAGGCCUAAGUACUUGGGUAAACUAAUUUCAAAUGGUCCAGUGUAGUUAUUGUAAAUUAUUCAAAUUGAUCCCGACCCAAAUCGGUAAUUGGUCUGAACCCUCGGAGUAUGCCCUUAAAUAACAAAAAUUAAAAACAAAACAAAACAAAACAAAA
Molecule: messenger RNA, 3428 nt
Organism: Drosophila gunungcola (fruit fly)
Lineage: Eukaryota; Metazoa; Arthropoda; Insecta; Diptera; Drosophilidae
Gene: dpr14
Biological process (GO): synapse organization
Cellular component (GO): neuron projection membrane
Source: RefSeq, a predicted model, not a curated record